Messenger RNA from Truncatella angustata, 1919 nucleotides. RefSeq names its product putative sugar transporter. Gene Ontology annotation, biological process: transmembrane transport; carbohydrate transport. Gene Ontology annotation, molecular function: carbohydrate:proton symporter activity. The record is from RefSeq and is a predicted model, not a curated record. The transcript has 3 exons. Gene Ontology annotation, cellular component: membrane. The coding region runs from base 202 to 1779 and encodes 525 amino acids. Lineage: Eukaryota; Fungi; Ascomycota; Sordariomycetes; Amphisphaeriales; Sporocadaceae.
AUUCAACAAACCCACGAGCCUCUUUGAAGUGGCUCACUACGUGCUACUCGACUACCGUGUAGCGAAGUCAUCAAAGAAUAGGCUUUUCAUCAAUCUUUGAUAUUGGGUCUGCGUUUCAACGCCAUUGUCCCUCUCACGAACUGGCGUGAGCGUGUCCGAAGCUCUCUGCCCCCUCGUGUAAGAAAUCGACCGAUCGCCAUUAUGAGUUCAGUACAGUCACAGAAAUCCUCGUUUCAGACGAUGUUCCGGCCAGUGCAUCCUCUGGAAGAAAUACCAAGGGCUAGACGCCGCUCAAUUAUGAUAUCACUCAGAGCACAUCCAAAGGUCGCAGCAUACUGUUUCGCUUUGAGUCUAUCAGCCCUUUUGACUGGUUAUGAUGUAGUUAUCGUCGGCUCGAUAACAGGACUACCCCUUUUCCAAAAGAAUUUUGGUGAAUCCCGUGGGAAUAUUCCCAUAAUACCGUCCCUAUGGCUUGCACUCUGGAGCGCCUUGACUUUUUUUGGUCAGAUGAUUGGCUCGAUCCUGGGUGGAUGGUUGCAAGACAGGAAGGGGCGACGCCCAGCAUUGCUUCUGGGUAGUAGUGUAUCAGCAGUAGCUAUCGCACUAUGCUAUACAUCCGAUAUACCUGUCGAGAUCAACGCUCGACGGGGUUUAUUCCUCGCCGGCAAAAUUGUCAUGGGGGUUGCACUUGGUAUAUUGAUGUCAGCAACCCAAACAAUCAUUUCAGAGUUAGCUCCACCUCCCCUCCGAGGUCCAGUGCUGGCUCUGAUCCCGACGAACACCCUUCUCGGGCAGCUCAUAGGGGCAGGUGUCGUGUUCGCCCUCUCUCACAAUCCGACGCGGUGGUCAUACCUAAUAGCUAUUGCAACUCAGUGGCCAUUGUCCUUGCUAAUCUUCUCGAUCGCCCUUACCACACCAGAGAGCCCGGUCUACCUUAUUACUAACGGCCAGUAUAGCAGAGCCUUGAGAUCAUUAGCGAGACUGCAUACUUCUAGGGUCGACCUGCCGACCAAACUAGAGCAAGUCCGACACUUCGUCAUUCAUGAAGAGAACUUCUCCCAUGCACACGCCUAUUUGGACUGCUUUAGACCCAAGCAUAGACGUCAGACUAUGAUAGUUCUCUUUGCUGGGAUUAUACCACAAUUAUUUGGCCUUACCAUCUUAUCGCAAGCGAGUUACUUCAUGCAAAUAGUGGGCAUGGCACCAACAUUGAGCUUUAUUGUCCUUAUAUGUGGAAUCAGUCUUGGUCUUAUUGCAAACAUCGCUGGGAUCUGGACACUUAGCAAGAUUGGGAGGCGCAAAUUGAUUCUCACAUCUUUGUUGGCGUCAGCAUUACUUUGGUUGGGUAUGGGUAUUGCUGGGUUCUGGUCAGGACAAAUCACCAUUUGGUACACAGCUGGCACUUUGAUGGCAGUGGUAGUUGUUAAUGGUCUCGGCUCGUGGCCGGCUUCGUUUGCCGUAGCGGGCGAGACAUCUUCGCUUCUGCUUCGCGCGAAAACUCAAGGUCUCAACUGGUUUACGAACAGUCUUCUUUCCGGUAUCCUGAGCAUUGCAAUACCUUAUACGUUUAAUCCAGAUGCUGGCAACAUGAGAGCCAAGACGGGGUUUGUCUUUGCAGGUCUUUGUCUUGUUGGUGCAAUGGUAGCUUGGGUAAUUGUUCCGGAGAUGAUGCACCGAGACCAUGCAGAGAUUGAGAAGAUGUUCGAGCUUGGCGUUGGAACUCGAGCUUUCAAAAAUUGGUCUGCGUCAGACGAUACUCAAGAACUCCGAAGUAUGUAGCAUUGGAAAUCAAGUAAAUGAAUUUACUUGAUGGGCUGAAAGAUUAUCGGCGUGUAUUCAUAGUUUAGUUUACAUUGUAUUCAAUCAAUCGCAGAGCUUGCCUGAUCCGGCGCUGGCCAUGAUGUCAUCGCCAACCCUAA